Triticum turgidum subsp. durum (durum wheat) is the source of this 1008-nucleotide messenger RNA. Lineage: Eukaryota; Viridiplantae; Streptophyta; Magnoliopsida; Poales; Poaceae. The record is from the annotation of a GenBank genome assembly.
AUGGCCGCCGCCGCCGCCUCUCGCGCCGCCGGCCGCCUCCUUUCACCCCGUCUCCUCAUCGCCUCGCGCCAUCUCCAAGCAAGUGCCUCGGAGGGAUCGGCGAGGGAUGCGUCCACAAGCUUCAUCCACCCCGCCGCCGUCGUCCACCCUGACGCCGCCAUCGGCCAGGGUGUCUCGGUAGGCCCAUUUUGCACCGUGGGGGCUUCAGCGAGGAUCAGUGAUGCUUGUCAGUUACAUACAGGGAGUCAUGUCACAGGACACACCGAGCUAGGAGAAGGAUGUGUUGUUCACACUGGUGCUAUUCUUGGUGCAGAUCUACCUGGACGAACAAUUAUUGGGGAAAACAAUGUAAUUGGGAACUAUGCUGUGGUUGGUGUUAAGUGUCAAGAUCUCAAAUAUAAGCCAGGAGAUGAAUGCUUUCUACGCAUUGGUAACAACAAUGAGAUCAGAGAGUACUGCUCUAUUCAUCGAUCUUCUAAAUCUUGUGACUGCACGGUUAUUGGUGACAAUAAUCUCAUAAUGGGGUCCUGCCAUGUAGCACAUGACUGCAAGAUUGGUAGCAAUAACAUCUUUGCUAAUAAUACUCUAUUUGGUGGCCAUGUUAUUGUUGAAGACUGCACUCAUACUGCUGGGGCUGUCGUUGUCCAUCAAUUUUGUCACAUUGGAUCAUUCUCAUUUCUAGGCGGAGGCUCUGUGGUUGCACAAGAUGUUCCAAGAUAUACGAUGGUUGCAGGUGAUAGAGCAGAGCUUCGUGGUCUGAAUCUUGAAGGUCUCAGGCGCAACGGUUUCUCAGACCAAGAGGUACGGAGCCUAAGGAAAGCAUAUAGGAAAGUAUUUAUGCCAGCUAGUAGUUCCCAGAGUAACUUUGAAGACCGGCUCGCCGAACUGGAGCGGGAAAUUGAGCUAUUGGAAUCUCCCUCUGUAUCCUAUAUGGUGGAAUCUAUUCGCACCUCAUUUGACCAAGGACGUCGUGGAAUUUGCAAAUUCAGAAGUUGGAACAUCUCAUAA